UGUCAUCUUAGGAAGUGCUGUUUCGGUCACGUGCUAAAUAGAAUUUACCGUGUCUGCAGACGGUCGGUGACAGCGGUUCCAGCGUUCGCCUCCGUGUUCAGCAGGCAUGGCUCUGGAGGCUUGGUACAUGGACAGCUCUGACGAAGACCAGAGGAAGCCGCACAGGCUCCGCCCACAUCAGCCCGUCUCCUUAGACGAGCUGAAGAAACUCGGAGUUUUUCACUGGAGGCUCGAUGCUGAUCACUUUGAUUCAGACCCAGAACUGAGAAAAAUCCGCGAAGAACGAGGCUACUCUUACAUGGACAUAAUCACAAUUCAGAAGGACACCUUACCCAAUUAUGAGGAAAAGCUGAAGAUGUUCUAUGAGGAGCAUUUACACUUGGACGACGAGAUCCGCUACAUCCUGGACGGCCAAGCCUACUUUGACGUCAGAGACAAGGAAGACCGAUGGAUCCGGAUAUCGAUGAGCAAAGGAGACCUGAUCACUCUGCCAGCUGGCAUCUACCACCGCUUUACUCUAGAUGAGACGAACUACACUAAGGCCAUGCGGCUGUUUGUGGGGGAGCCCGUGUGGAAGGCUUACAACCGUCCCGCUGACGACUUCGAGAUCCGUCAGAAGUAUGUGUCUUCUCUGCAGGGAUCGUGAUGGAACGCUGUAGAAGAAGGUGUCAUGCACGAAAAGAAAACAUUUCCAUGUGCAUUACUUUAUUUUUUCCCCAUCAUCAGCUCCUGCUUUAAUGGUUAUGCAUAUACAUUUUAGUGCCAACUUUUUUUAAAUGAGAUGAUUUGGAAGUCAACUUCUUCAACACUUCACCGUGGAAAGAUGAAAAACUUUUAGCCAAUUGUUAAAUCAGGAACAACAGAAAUGAAAAGUAAAAUUUCAGUUCUUUUCUGGAAAUGAAAAUAAAGUUGCAAUUGUU
Molecule: messenger RNA, 920 nt
Organism: Oryzias melastigma (Indian medaka)
Lineage: Eukaryota; Metazoa; Chordata; Actinopteri; Beloniformes; Adrianichthyidae
Gene: adi1
Product: acireductone dioxygenase 1
Exons: 4
Coding region: 107-646 (179 amino acids)
Molecular function (GO): acireductone dioxygenase [iron(II)-requiring] activity
Source: RefSeq, a predicted model, not a curated record